CGCUCAGUUACGUCGAGCUGGCUCACGGCUGCUGGGAGCGGAGCGCAACAACAGGAGGAUAAACCUUUUUCUCUCCGCAGCGGUCUGCCUCUUUCAUACCGCCACUGCUCGCUGCUCCGUAUCAGAAUGAAUGUGGGUGUGGCACACAGUGAGGUGAACCCCAACACUCGGGUGAUGAACAGUCGGGGGAUCUGGCUGACCUACGCUCUCGGUGUUGGGAUCCUUCACAUCGUGCUCCUGAGUAUUCCCUUCUUCAGCGUGCCAGUGGUGUGGACCUUAACAAAUGUCAUUCACAACUUUGGAAUGUACGUCUUCAUGCACGCCGUCAAAGGAACCCCGUUUGAGACCCCGGACCAGGGAAAGGCCCGCCUCCUCACCCACUGGGAGCAGCUGGACUACGGCGUACAGUUCACCUCGUCCAGAAAGUUCUUCACCAUCUCUCCCAUCAUCCUAUACUUCCUGGCGAGUUUCUACACAAAGUACGACACGACGCACUUCGUCAUCAACACGGCGUCCCUGCUGAGCGUGCUGAUCCCCAAGCUGCCGCAGCUACACGGAGUUCGGAUCUUCGGCAUCAACAAGUAUUAAAGGCGCUGCGCCUCCGAGAGACGGAGGCCAGCUCCCGUGUCGUGUUUCCCACGGGACUCACCGAGACUUUGGUGGGUGGGCUCAUGAACUCGGUCCAGCUGAGGAACGCUUCGAAACAAAUUAAGUUUAAUUGGAUCAAAAUGUUAUCGAACGGGCAAUGAAGUUUUAGGUUCCUCGGGAAAGCGUGGUGGAGUGAUCUGGACUGCGACAGGCUGCCACAGUCUCUGUAACCGACGGGAAACACCGAGUCCAUCCCGCUGACGUGUGUACAAGUCAUCCAGUGUGUGUAAAGGCCGCCGUCGCUUCAAUGAAAUGUUUAAAACUAGACAAACGGGAGCUGUGUGUAGAUGACAGGAUGCCAUACGCAUUACUAACUUAUGUGACUAUUUAAUGAUGUAUUAGUGAACCUGCGCAGACCUGGGCUGGCCCGGGGAUCAGCAGCGGGGCUUUUGGUUGGAUUUCUUUCUCUUUAUUUCAGCCUCAAUUCACACAGUGACACAAAUUGGGAGUGUUUCUAGCCACACAGAUGUAUUUUUCCAAGAUGUUUACUUUGUGAGGGUUGGAGCCCGGGACUGGCUCCACGUUUCUCGGUACAGUCUCAUUUUGUAACGGGGGUCAAAACAAGAGUCAUGCUGAGUGGGAAAAGCAGAAUUCUUUGAUUUGCAUGAUUUCCUGUGUGUGUGUGUGCGCGUGUGUGUGUGCGUGUGUGAAUCAUGGCUCAUUCGUAACUCAAUCAGAGCCGAGCAGGCCUUUUUCAGUGUACAGUUUUCGUUGUGAGCAUCACGUCCUGCCUGUUGAAGACUAAUAGUCCUUUAUGUAGGAAAGAGGAGCGUUGUCGUCAGGUUCAGUGUUUACCGAGGGACGCUUACACUCGUGUAGCUGCUCUUUAGAUCACGACUUUUUGCUAUAAUCAAGGCAGCUAGUCCUGCUUUGUUUGGCCAUAGCUCAUUGUACUUGAUAUUUCUUGUUCUUAAUCUUAUUAAAAUGUUUGUGCUCUCCA
Molecule: messenger RNA, 1588 nt
Organism: Salarias fasciatus (jewelled blenny)
Lineage: Eukaryota; Metazoa; Chordata; Actinopteri; Blenniiformes; Blenniidae
Gene: ormdl1
Product: ORMDL sphingolipid biosynthesis regulator 1
Exons: 4
Coding region: 127-588 (153 amino acids)
Cellular component (GO): endoplasmic reticulum membrane
Source: RefSeq, a predicted model, not a curated record